Molecule: messenger RNA, 1604 nt
Organism: Sinocyclocheilus grahami
Lineage: Eukaryota; Metazoa; Chordata; Actinopteri; Cypriniformes; Cyprinidae
Gene: mkrn2os.2
Product: MKRN2 opposite strand, tandem duplicate 2
Exons: 4
Coding region: 874-1551 (225 amino acids)
Source: RefSeq, a predicted model, not a curated record
GCCAUCCAAGAUGUAGGUGAGCUUUUUUCUUCAGUACAACAGUAAAGAUUUUUAGCUGACACCGCGGUGCUGGAUGUAUAACAUGCAAGUCCACGGCUGCCUUCACUUUGAGAGUCAAAACAAGCGAUGCUAAAUUAAUACCAGUGGCUCCUGACGAUAUAUUGAAGUCUCAUCAAGCUGUGCAAAAAAAAAAGUCUUCAUAAAUGAUUGGCAAGCCUAUACACAGCUGUCAGCCCAGCGCCACAUUAACACCGCUGUCACUGUAGUGUGAUGUGUUUACAGGAUUCAUUUACCACAUGCGGCUCAGUUACUCAUGACAGGUUGUAAACCUGUAAAUGCAGGUUUUAAACAAAGACCUGGUUUUGAGUUGCAAUGACGCCCACUCCUAUCAACUCAGCAUAGUUUACAAUUUCCAAGCUAUUACACAUUGCAUGCACUCUCUCAAUUAACAGUCAUAAAAUCUGAAUACAUAUAGAUUUGCAUACCACACUGCAUAAAAAGAUAUUUCUAAGCACCAAUAAAACAGGAUCAGUGUUUGUGUUUCAGUUGUGUGUCUGUUGGUAAAGAAUAUGUCAGAGUUCAUAUACAAUCAGAUUUAGAAAGAAUGAGUCCUGUUGGCUUUCACAAAAAGGCGCAGGUGAGCGCUAAUGAACAUUAAUGAAGCUGCCGUGCAAACAGAUCCCAUUUCCCCACAGGUUUAGUGUUUGCUGAAACCAGAUCGGUGCACGUGAGCCGUGGACGACAGCCCACUGAAACAGCAGCUGCGCUCUCUUAUGAGGCGUCUGCUCGGUUAUCACACCUCAUACAAGUGCAGUUAUCACACCGCAUACUCUCUGGCCUCCGUCAGCCUGCGCAGCCUUCAGUCCUCUCCAGAUGGAUAAGAGCGUCAUCAAAUUCAACCACUGUGACAAGGACAUCUACUGUUUCUUCGUCCCGGAUCAGUGUCCUGAAUGUGGCGUUGGCUUCAGUGGGAAGCGGCUGGAGGAAGCGCCGGUCAGCAUACCGAACCCCGUCAGCAACGGACACAAGGCCCCGUGUGCCUUUCUAGUGGCGUCCACAGAGGACAGUGUGCUCAGGGACUUCGAUGGCCGCUCUGAUCUACACACGGGAAUCAGCAACACAACCGGAAUAGUCUACAGUUACACGAAGACGGGUGUUCAGAGAGAGCAUCAGGGCUGGGAGCACUGCAUCUGCAUCCCGCUGGUUCAGCCCGACAUGUUCAGUCUGAUGAGCCAGUGGGAUCAGUAUCUGGAGAAGUUCUCCUCCGCUCAGAUGUGGGACCCGUCCUGGCAAAGCUUUAAUGAGGAAAGCCACAACUGCUACAGCUACUCGCUGAUGUUCAUCAACCGUGUUCUGGCCACGCAGUCCAAGCCAGCGCUGAGUAAAGAGGAGUUCACACGCUCCUUUGUGCUUCCUCGGAUCAAAAGAGCUUCCAAGUACAUGAUGCUGUGCCGUGAGAUUUCCCAGAACCACUUCUACAUCGUGGACAGUCCGCGCAGAAACUCAGGCGAGGGUCCGAGUGAGGAGGACGAGGACAGCAAGAGCAACUGAGACACAACUACUACGACUUUCCUGGAUCAUCACAGGCGCAAUAACACUGAUUU